AUGGUUGCCAUGGAAGGAGAAAAUGUGAGUUUCCCCAGCACAAUUGUGUUGCUGGGCUUCUCAGAUUAUCCAUGGCUAGAAAUGCCCCUCUUUGGAGUUGUCCUGGUCUCUUACAUCUUCACCCUGAUGGGGAACAGCUCCAUCAUCAUUCUUUCCAUGGUGGAUCCCAGAAUCCAGACCCCCAUGUACUUCUUCCUGGACAAUCUCUCUGUGCUGGACUUUUGUGUCACCUGCACCAUUGUGCCCCAGCUGCUGGACAACAUGUGGGGGCCAGAGAAGACCAGUUCCUGGGGCUGCAUCACCCAGGCUUACCUCUUCCACUGGACAGGAUGCACUGAAUGUGCCUUGCUGGCAGUAAUGGCUUUAGAUCGCUAUGCGGCUCUCUGCCAGCCCCUCCAGUACACUCUCAUCAUGUGGCCACGGGUGUGUGUGCAACUGGCAGUAGCUGCCUGGUCCAGUGGCCUGGCCAACUCAGUACUCCAAGCUACGCUCACUCUCCAGCUCUACCACUGUGGUCACCAUUCACUCGACCACUUCUUCUGUGAAGUACCUGUUCUGAUCAAGCUGGCCUGUGGUGGCACCACUGUUAAUGACCUGUCCUUGGCUGUGGGAGCCAUCCCUUUUGCACUGAUGGCUCCCCUGCUUGUGUUAAUCUCCUACACAUUCAUUGCCAAGGCUGUGUGGAAGUUACCUUCAGCUAACAGGAGAUACAAGGCCCUCAGCGCCUGCAGCUCCCACUUGGUGGUUGUCAUCAUGUACUUUGGACCAGCCAUGUACAUGUACUUCCAACCUUCUACCAAUAGCACCCAGGUCAAAUUCAUGUCCUUCUUCUACUGUGUUAUCACCCCACUGCUCAACCCACUCAUCUACACCCUGAGAAACAAGGAUGUGAAGAGAGCAUGGAAAAGGAUCCUACAACCCCAGAGUGAGGAUGCUAUUUGA
This is a messenger RNA of Enhydra lutris kenyoni (northern sea otter), 942 nucleotides long. Its product is annotated as olfactory receptor 2G3-like. Gene Ontology annotation, cellular component: membrane. Gene Ontology annotation, molecular function: olfactory receptor activity; G protein-coupled receptor activity. Gene Ontology annotation, biological process: G protein-coupled receptor signaling pathway. Lineage: Eukaryota; Metazoa; Chordata; Mammalia; Carnivora; Mustelidae. The record is from RefSeq and is a predicted model, not a curated record.